Molecule: messenger RNA, 1464 nt
Organism: Danio aesculapii
Lineage: Eukaryota; Metazoa; Chordata; Actinopteri; Cypriniformes; Danionidae
Gene: dcakd
Product: dephospho-CoA kinase domain containing
Exons: 5
Coding region: 235-924 (229 amino acids)
Biological process (GO): coenzyme A biosynthetic process
Molecular function (GO): ATP binding; dephospho-CoA kinase activity
Source: RefSeq, a predicted model, not a curated record
CGCAACGUUACAGUCAGCGCAGAGCGCACUGAUCAAUGUUAUGUUCACAUAUAAUACUAUUACAUUUAUCUAGCAUUCUUCAAAAGCUGUCAAAACCUGUACAUAACUUCUAUUAACUGCCAAAUUAGUGUUUCGGGGUUUCAAAGAAGUUUGUCUUUAUUUCCGUGAACAUCUAUGCAGAAACGCCUUUAUAAUCUCUGUUUACAUCACAUGAAGUAGGUCAUUGCUGUUGGGAUGUUUCUGGUGGGACUGACCGGAGGAAUUGCCUCAGGGAAGAGCACGGUGUCUUCUCAACUCAAAGAGCUGGGCUGUCCUGUCAUCGAUGCAGAUGUGGUUGCCCGAAAAGUGGUGGAGCCCCAAACCGCAGCGUACAGACUGAUCGUGCGCCACUUUGGGCGGGACGUUUUAUCAGAAAAUGGCGAGAUUGACAGGAAGAAACUGGGCCAGAUCAUUUUCUCCAGCCCUGAGAAACGCAGGCUUCUCAACUCCAUCACACACCCGGAAAUACAUAAAGAAAUGUUGAAACAAAUCCUGCUGUACUUUAUUAAAGGCUACAGGUAUGUGAUUCUGGACGUCCCGCUGCUGUUUGAAACUCGACGGCUCACUCGAUUCCUGACGCACACUGUGGUCGUGUACUGUGAUCCAGCGACACAGCUGUCCAGACUCAUGCAGCGGGACACGUUGAGCCAGACGGAGGCCGAGCAGAGGAUCUCCGCUCAGAUGCCGCUGAAGGAGAAGCGCGGCUUGGCCAAUCACGUGAUCGAGAACUCAGGCUCCCGCGAGGACACACACAGACAAGUGCUGCGGCUGCACUCCAAACUGGACGACUGCAUGCAGUUCCUGAUCAUCAGAGCCGUCGCGGUGGCUGCGCUCGCUGGGCUCGGCGGACUCUUCAUCUAUUCAGUCAGAAUCAUCACUUCAUAGCACACAAACAUUUACAUUUAGCAGACGCUUUUGACUGACAAUUGAGGAGGCAUUCAGCGAUUCAACAAGAGGCAAUACACACAACAAGUGCUAAUUAUAUGAAGGUUGAACUCAGAAUUAUUAGCCCUCCAGAAUUGUUAGCCCUCUGUAUAUUUAUUUUGCAUUAAUAACCAAGAGAAGAUUUUUUUCAACACAUUUCUAAUCAUAAUAGUUUUAAUAACUCAUUUCUAAUAACUGAUUUAUUUUAUCUUUGUCAUGAUGACAGUAAAUAAUAUUUGACUAGAUAUUUUUCAAGACACUUCUAUACAGCUUAAAGUGACAUUUAAAGGCUUAACUAGGUUAAUUAGUUUAACUAGGCAGGUUAGGGUAACUAGGCAAGUCAUUGUAUAAUGAUGGUUUGUUCUGUAGACAAUUGAAAACAAAUAUUGCUCAAGGGGGCUAAUAAUUUUGACCUUAAAAUGGUUUUAAUAAAAUUAAAAACUGCUUUUAUUCUAGCCGAAAUAAAAUUAAUAAGACUUUCUCCAGAAGAAAAAAUAUUAU